AAUCCACAGCCCCUGCGCCUGUCAGAGGCCAAGCCAUUAACGACAGGGCUGGGGAGAGAAGCUGGGCUGCGGCUGUUUUCAGGAACUUGCCCUGAAGAGGAGAGCAGAGACCAGGGAGGCCUGGCGAGCGCCCACCCACAGGCUCCAGCAUGGAGAAACCGAGGCCCAGAAAGAUGAAGUAACUUGCCCACGGUCACCAAGCUGGUGAGCACCAAGCUGGCACUAUGGUGGGGCUGGGAACCUGCAGCCUGGCUGAAGCUGCUCUGAUCAUCCUGCUGCUCCCCAGAAGCCUGGAGGAGUGCGGGCACAUCAGCCUCUCAGCCCCCAUCGUCCGCUUGGGGGAUCCCAUAACGGCCUCCUGCGUCAUCAGCCAGAACUGCAGCCACCUGGGCCCCGAGCCACAGAUUCUAUGGAAACUGGAAGCAGAGCUUCAACCUGGGGGGAGGCAGCAGCACCUGCCGAAUGGGACCCAGCUGUCCACCAUCACCUUGCCCCACCUCAACUAUUCUCAGGCCCUUCUCUCCUGCUGCCUGCGCUGGGGCAACAGCCUGCAGAUCCUGGACCAGGCCAAGCUGCAGGCAGGCUACCCUCCCGCCACACCCCACAACGUGUCCUGCCUCAUGAACCUCACCACCAACAGCCUCAUCUGCCAGUGGGAGCCAGGACCUGACACCCACCUGCCCACCAACUUCACCCUAAAGAGCUUCAAGAGCCGGGGUAACUGCCAGACCCAGGAGGACUCCAUCCCUAUGGAGACCCAGGGAGGAAAAUGGAACCACAGACAGGGAGACAAGCGGGAGCUAGGGCAGAGCCCUAAUGGGAUGGAGCAGAGACAGUGCCUGACAACCCCUCUCCUCGCAGUGAAACUGGAGCCUCCCACACUGUGGGCCCUGGAGCCCAGCCCUGAGGUGCCCCCGCUCCAGCCAGGCUGCCUGAGGCUGCGCUGGGAGACAUGGAAGCCAAGCCUGCAUAUUGAACAGAAGUGUGAGCUGCGCCACCAGCCACAGCUUGGAGAAGCCAGCUGGGACCUGGUGGGUGCCCUACCCUCCAGGACUCUCCGGUAUGAGCUCUGCGGGCUCCUCCCAUCCACAGCCUACACCCUGCAGAUGCGUUGCACCCGCUGGCGCCUGCCUGGCCACUGGAGUGACUGGAGCCCCAGCCUGGAGCUGAUCACCACACAACGGGCCCCUAUUAUCAGACUGGACACAUGGUGGCGGCAGAGGCAGCUGGGCCCCAGGACAGUGGACGUGCAGCUGUUCUGGAAGCCAAUGCCCCUGGAGAAAGACAGUGGGCAGAUUCAAGGGUACCUGGUCUCCUGGAGACACUCAGACCAGACUGGGGCAGACCCACCCCUCUGCAACACCACGGAGCUAAACUGCACCUUCCAAUUGCCUUCAGAAGCCCGGGGGGUGGUCCUUGAAGCCUAUAACACAGCCGGGACCUCUCGUCCCACCCCAGUGGUCUUCUUGGAAAGCAGAGGCCCACCCCUGGCAAGACUCCAUACUGUGGCCCGAGACCCUCACAGCAUCUGGGUGGGCUGGGAGCCCCCCAGCCCUCAGCCUCGGGGCUAUGUGAUUGAGUGGGGCCUCGCUCCGCCCAGCCCCAGCAGCAGCCAGAAGGCCUGGAGGAUGGAGCACAAUGGAAGCAUUGCAGGGACCCUGCUGCAGGAGAACAUCAGGCCCUUUCAGCUCUACGAGAUCACUGUGACCCCCCUGUACCAGGACACCAAGGGACCCUCCCAGCACAUCUACGCCUACUCCCAAGAGAUGGCCCCCUCCCAUGGCCCAGAGUUGCAUCUCAGGCACAUUGGCAAGACUUGGGCCCAGCUGGAGUGGGUGCCUGAGGCCCCUGAGCUGGGGAAGAGCCCCCUGACCCACUACACCAUCUUCUGGAACAAUGCUCAGGACCAGUCCUUCUCCACUGUCCUGAAUGCCUCCUCCCAUAGCUUUGUCCUCCGUGGCCUGGAGCCUGCCAGCCUGUACCAUGUCUACCUCAUGGCUGCCAGCCAGGCGUGGACCAUCAACAGUACAAGCCUCACCCUGAUGACAUUGGCCCUAGAGGAGUCUGAGCUGCACAUCCUCCUGGGCCUGUUAGGUCUCCUGGUCUUGUUCAUCUGCCUCUGUGGGGCUGCCCAGCUCUGCUGCAGACCCAGGAAGAAUGCCCUCUGGCCAAGUGUCCCAGACCCAGCACACAGCAGCCUAGGCUCCUGGGUGCCUACCAUCAUGGCAGAGGAUACCUUCCAGCUGCCCAGCCUACGGGACCCUGGCAUGCCACCCAUCACCAAGAUCACAGUGCUGGAGGAGGAAGAGAAGAAGCCAGGGCCCUGGGAGUCCAAUGACAGCUCAGGGACCUGCAGUCUCCCCACUCUGGUCCAGGCCUAUGUGCUCCAGGGGGACCCAAGAGUACCUUCCACCCAGUCCCAGUCCCAGUCUGGCACCAGUGACCAAGUCCUUUACGUACAGGUGCUGGGCAGCCCCACAGACCCAGGGCCAGGGCACUACCUCCGCUGUGACUCCACUCAGCCCCUCUUGGGGGGCCUCACCCCCAGCCCCAAGUCCUAUGAGAACCUCUGGUUCCAGACCAGCCCCCUGGGGACCCCAGAGCCCCUAGUUCCAAACCCAGAGGACGACUGUAUCUUUGGGCCUCUGCUUGACUUCCCUCUCCUGCAGGGGCUCCAGGUUAGUGGGGUGGAGGGGCUCGGGGGCUUCUAAGGCUUCCUGGGACUCCCCACCUGGGCCUACUUCUUGAUAAGCCUGGGUCAUCCAGAGGAGAAGGUCAGUACACUCAUCACUGAAAAACCAGCCAGUCCCAGGAAAGGCAGAAAGGCUCCCAGUCUCCCCUAUCUCUGGCCCCCAGCACCACUCCCCCAUCCCCUCAAUCUCUGUGGACUGGGUCUCCCACUUUAAAGGCCAGCGAAUGCUUUGUCCAGCCCCGCCCACUAGCCUUUUGUACUAGUUUCCUAUAAUUUUAGUCUCUUAAACUAGUUUAUGGUG
Messenger RNA from Vicugna pacos (alpaca), 2993 nucleotides. Lineage: Eukaryota; Metazoa; Chordata; Mammalia; Artiodactyla; Camelidae. The record is from RefSeq and is a predicted model, not a curated record.